CAAAAUAAAACGUUCUGAUAACUACAGACGUGUCAUUAAUAGGUCAGCUGAUUUUAUACAAAGUGUAAAACUCACGUUUACUAACUGGCAAAGGACUUUGUGUUUUCUACAAGUUACUCAGACGUGCGUCCUGAACACAAUACACGAGGGGUAGUAGGCUCAAAGAUAUCGGUCCUACUCGUCAGCUGUACGUAUUUUUCUUCACUGUGUUCAUUCGACAAGCACGGGAUUCGUACGGCAAAUACCUCCGUUUCCUUGUGCCCAAAUAUCGCGUCGCGAGCACACAAAAACGACAGUACAAUAAUAUAAUAUUAUCUUGUGCCCAUACAAUGUAAUGUGAUUGUUAUCCGAAGGGUAAAAGGAAUCUUUUAGGCACGCAACAUGUGUUCGCUCGAGCGCGUGUGUCUCGAAACGCGUUCCUUUUGAACUGCUGCUGUCCCGCCUCCUCUACCGCUCCACCGCCUUUUCUACCUCACAGUAAACACGAACAACUGGAUUUGCCACGAAAAAUAACUACACUCGCCGUUUCAGCUGCUGUCCCUAGUGCGGCGUGGCCGUUGUCAGCCGGUGGCAAAACUGGAAACCACGCAACACCAUCGACCAUUGCCAAACGCUAAUGCUAUGCAACCGGUCAGCUUUUUGCUAAAUUUCUGAUACUUCUCCUGAACCUCCCGAGUUUAAAUCGGCCAUUGAUUAUUCCACAUGGUCGUAUCCCCUCAGAUUUAAAUCGAUUUAAAUUUAAUAGCUAGUUUUCGUAAAAAAAAAUGGCUCAUCAUCUGUUGAAUAUCGCAAGGUGUCUUUUUGAUGCACACGAAGUACGACCAUCGACGUACCUCCUACAUCGGCCCCGUCAACGUAGAUAUAAUGCAGGGUGAACGCUACUCGCCAUUAUGUACAGCCACAUCACUCCCUCUCUUAUUGGGCACAUUCGACCACCUGCCACCGACGAAGGCCGCAGGCCCAUUCUGCGGGUUUACUGCUCAAUCGUUUACUGUGUCGUUCGCGUACUGCACCGGUGUUGAUCGGUUGUCGUCGGGCUCGUUUUGUUUCUUUUUUCACCCACGGCUCAUAUCUAAUAUGGGCCGCUUGGACGACGACAUGAAUCAAUUAGACCAUCAUCUCAACUUGAUGUUGGACGCCAUCGAACGAAUAGAGCGAAACAGGUGUCCAGGUGGAUGGCGGCGAAAACCUAUUCGACUUCUACCAAUGCAAGCCGAACUUCGGACAUUAGAACUUUGGCGAUCUGUGAUGGCUGAAUGUCUGGCCACUUUCCUUUAUGUAGCCGUUGUCUGUGGAGCGGCAACCUCAGACGCAUCGCCUGUUCUUGGCGCGGCUGCCGCUUCCGGGUUUACUAUGCUCGCACUCACCGUGUGUCUCCAAAACGUUUCUGGGGGACACAUAAAUCCUGCUUUGACGACUGCCAUGCUGAUUACGAGAAGGAUAAGUCCUAUCAGAACAGUUAUGUUCAUAGCAGCGCAAUGCGGUGGCGCAGUGGGAGGUGCUGCCAUUAUAUACAGCGUUUCCGCCCGCAAUUAUUUCACCAGCUUAUACGAUCUUCCUAAUAGCAGCACAACACCAUGGCAAAGGUUCAGUCUGGGCCUUGUAUUGAUGUUUUUCAUAGUGUUCACGUACUACGUGACCAACAAUACAUUUCACAAAUGGACAGGAACGUCGGCAACAGCCAUAGGAGCAGUUUACUUUGCUUGUGGUCUCGUGGCGGUAAGACAUAACAAUCCAUUGCAGGUCCCGUUUAAAUUUCCUAUGAGUAACUUUUUACAGAUGCCGUUCAUUAAUCCAGCUUGUGCAUUUGGACCAGCGUUAGUCAUGAACCACUGGGAUAACCAUUGGGUGUAUUGGUUCGGACCAGGUGCUGGAGGAAUCAUUGCGGGAAUAGUAUACGAUUUGAUAUUCAAUCCUCAAAAAAGAAAAGCCACACUAGAUGAUCUACGCGAUGAUGAAAACAUGUGUCAGAUACAAGUACCCCACAAAGUAAUCAGACCUCCUCUUUCUCCCCCAACACUAUCGCCAGAAAUUGACAUACCUGAACCUUUGUAUGAAGGAAGUAAAUCACUGUACACUCGUUCACCCGUUUUAACUAGGGCUAACUUAAGCAGAUCACAAUCAUUGUACUAUUCUAAAUCCACACACAAUUUACCUCCACGGGACUACUUACCACGUCCAGGUCCCUUGUUACCAGCUCAAUCACUAUAUCCGCUCACAACUGCCUCAGCUACAACAGCUUGCAAUGAUAGAUCAGACCGCCAAAAUCAACAAAAUCAACAGAGACAAUACGAGCCCACUUAUGGUACAAGAAGUUCAACUACAACGACAACUAACAUUGCAAGUGGUAAUCAUAAUGGUGGAGUAUAUCCAAAAAGUAACAGAUCUGAUUCAUAUCGUCAACCUCCUAAAGAUUCAGCUGACGAUUUGUAUGGCAUGUAUGGCAACACUCAAAAUAAAACACAAAACCAUCAUGGCAAUCAUUCACGGAGUGAAUAUGUUUAUCGUUGGACACCUCCAAAUUCUGUUAUGCAUGAAUAUUCAUAACUUUUUUUUUGCUUCAUAAAUGUAUAUAAUUGUAUGAUAUUGUAUAUGCUAGAUAUUUAAAUAUGUAAAUUAUGUGUAUUUACAAUAAUUUUAAAAAUUAGAUUUUAAUUUUUAUUAUUUCAAAACAUAACUUAAUAUUAUGAAUAUAGAUGAAUGAAAUUAAAUAAUUAUUAACAUUUUUAA
This is a messenger RNA of Daktulosphaira vitifoliae (grape phylloxera), 2730 nucleotides long. It is a transcript of the gene bib, whose product is annotated as neurogenic protein big brain. Lineage: Eukaryota; Metazoa; Arthropoda; Insecta; Hemiptera; Phylloxeridae. Gene Ontology annotation, cellular component: plasma membrane. Gene Ontology annotation, biological process: transmembrane transport. The coding region runs from base 805 to 2547 and encodes 580 amino acids. Gene Ontology annotation, molecular function: water channel activity. The record is from RefSeq and is a predicted model, not a curated record. The transcript is spliced from 6 exons.